Sitodiplosis mosellana (orange wheat blossom midge) is the source of this 4703-nucleotide messenger RNA. RefSeq lists its product as uncharacterized. The record is from RefSeq and is a predicted model, not a curated record. The transcript is spliced from 5 exons. Bases 774 to 2750 code for a protein of 658 amino acids. NCBI's taxonomy places the organism in Eukaryota, Metazoa, Arthropoda, Insecta, Diptera, Cecidomyiidae.
UAUACUGCAAAUCAAUUACUGAGCAUCACGUCAUUUUCAGUAUCGGUGCAUUCCACGUUCCAUCCGAUUAUCAUCCUGGCGUGAAACCAUUUCCAGGGAUUGUGUAACGGCUUUUUUUCGUGUAAAGUAGUAGGUAGUUAAUUUUUUUCAAAUAAUUCAUCUGUCGACAUUUUUGGAGUAAGUUUGUUUACAAUCGUUGUAUAUAAAUCUUGACGUAUUCAUUGUUCUUUAUCAUAACGGAGCAAAUACGUAGUCAGAAUUGUUUUUGUUUUUAUUUUCAGUUAUUUGAUUUGGAAGUAUCAGUGAUUUUUUUGUCUUCAUCAAAAUGUCAAAAGUUCGUGUCAUUGUUUUUCAUUAAUUGAUAGUAAUUCCGCAUAAGAUUAAUUUUUUACGAUGAUUAUGUCUAUUUGAUAGUUUUGUUGUUACAAAUAUGUUUAUUUACACAAUUGUUAGAUGAAAAAAAAAACGGGAACAGAAAAGUGUUCUGAAUGAAUUCGCCAGAAAACGAAUUCGCUGACAUUGUGUCGAUGUCAUUUGACAUUUCAAAUGUCAUUUCAUUCUGGUACAACAACUUUUCUGAUUCAUUGAAAAAAGCAUUACAACAAACUGCAAAAAAGCCACAUUCAUUAUUUGGAUUAAAAAUGGUGAAAAAUUAAAAUGAAAUUGUUAAAAUUAUUAUGGACUGUUUACAAUGAAACAGCUCAAAAUUCACAAAUGAAAAUUCAGUUCGAUAUCAGUAUAGAAAUAAUCUGGUCAAACAGUUAUUGAAAAGAAUGCGAAACGGAGAUUUGCCACAAGGCAUGUACACUCGGAUACCACAAAAUAUUGAUUCCGAAAGUGAGGAAGAGUUUCGCUUACAAAUGAACAAUUGCCAGCUAAAAGGUAGCCAAAUCGUGGCACGAAAUCUGAAAUCAUCAAACAUGCAUACCACAAUGAGUCGAUUGCCAGAGUCUUUACCCGAUGUACGAUUUGCAAAUACGCAAUCUCACUAUUCAAAUCACAGUCGAAUGCCAAGUGAUGCUGAUAAUGUUGCAAUUUUAAAUGCAAAUCUGAGAAAAACCCAGCCAAUGGGCCUGUUAAGGAAAGCCGUCUUCAUUAUCUCGAUAUUUUUAUGCAUUUUUACGGUGAUCUUUUUUGUUUGGAUUUUACCAUGCUCGGAAAGCAAUUCUUGUCCAGCAAAUCGAAUCCAUACCCAUAAUUGGCUGCGCUCUUAUGAGCGUGUCGAGCUGAAAGGCACUAUCAAUGUUGUUCCUGGCAUUCGUGGCCGAAGUAAAAAUCUAGUGUUCAUGUAUCGCAGAAAUAGCUUUUUCAAGAAUGAUGACACUCCCAGCACUGGAUCUUCAAAACAAAAUGGUAUUAUUUCACUGAUUGGUAGUUCAGGGCAGGUUGCUUGGUAUGACGAACUAGCAAACGAACCAAGUAUAAUCGAUUGUAAUUUGAUCGAUGCUGACUCUAGUGGCGACACAGAUUGCUUGGUUAUUGAUGAACUUGGUCAAAUGAGCUGCAUAAAUCCGGUAUCAGGCCAAUGGAUUUGGCAUGUGGCUGAAACGAAUAUUCCAGGAAAAUUGAAUUUUCCAUUAGUUCUGCCCGAUAUAAACGGUGAUGGUGUGAAAGAUCUACUAAUUGCUAGUACGGUGAAUAUAUCAAACCAGAAUCACACGAACAAUGCUUUGAAGUUGAUAUCUGGAGCCAAUGGGAAACAAAUUGGACGGAGCUACAUAGUGAAAAAAUGCUCCUUCAUUCAUCGAUUUCACAUUGAUGCACAGCUUAUAAUUAGCUUCAAUUGUAUCAUUAACGAUACCGAUAUUCGCAUUAUGAACCCCUUGCAAGAAAUCUACACGAGAGCGAUGAAUCAAAGUAUUUAUUUGCCAGAACGAAGUAGUGAAAUCGAAAAUAAUCAGCACAAAUUUUAUGGACAGCGAAAAGAUACACUUCGACAACGUAACAUUUACUCAGUCAAUGAGAAACAGUUGAUUGUGGAAAAUAACGGUGUUUGUCCUGAGUCUUGCAAUGUUACACUCACAAUACUUGAAGAAUCGAAAGGAAAGCCAAAAAUUCUGAGGAAUUUCAAUGGUACAAGAAUGUAUGGAAUGGUUCCAGCACGACUUUCAUUCAACAACAGCCAAGAUCCAUUGAAGUCAUCUGUUCAUGGUUUUGUAAUAAAGUUCUGGGAAUGGAGCACCAACGAAACAGACAAAUUUACUAGCGUUGCAGAUAAAAAUUCAAUUAAUCGUGCAGAUAAUUCCACCGAAUUUAAUCGAUUUGAUAAUAUUUUGCGUAAAAAACGUUCAUGGAAUCUAGUACACCCAAACGCAAAUGCAAACGAACAAAAACAAGAAACCAGCAAUAAGAAUGUGCCCGAUCCAGUAAAUAUACCGUCAGCCUUGAACAAUAAAAUCGCUACCGAAAUGAUGCUGGCAUCACAAAUGCGAAUAAUUAAAGAAACCAUUGUACUUAUAAUAUUCAAUUCAAGUGAUAUUCGCAUCGAAAACACUAGUCAAAGUAACAUCGUGCAGUUUUGCCGAAAUGACGGACGGAAUGAAGUCUGUCAACCAGAUCUGAACUAUCAAGAAAAUUCAGUGUUAAUAGCUGAUCUUGAUCAAGAUGGAUCACAAGAACUAGUUUCAUAUUAUUCAACAUUCGUUGAGGAUGAGAGUGAAGCCAGCAAAUGGAAACUGUCCACAUAUGUCCAAUUGUUGCGUUUACAAUCCGAGCUCCCAAAAUUAUAUGCUGUCGGUGAAAAGCAUUGAUUGAACAGUAUUGAAGCGGAUGAUAUUCUGCAAAUGUAUGGUUUGAACACUUGACACAUAUGAUGCGGUUAAAAUGAAUUCAUCAAAGUGAAACAUGGAAAAGUAAUCCGUAAGAAUGAAACAUGGCAUGUGCCAUUUUAAGUAUUUCGCAUUGCGGUGUUCCGUUUUGAUGCAGUUUCGUUUUGAACGAAUCCUCUCGCAUUGUUACAUAUAAAUGGAUCUAUAUCACAUUGUUUCGUUACUCGAAUAUUUUUUCGUGUGUUUCAUUUCAAUUGAUUCCCGAACUAUUGCUAACGUCACACGUAUAGAAGUAAAAAUCGGUAAUAUAUAUUGUUUUCGUCAUUAUACAAUAACAAGGGUAAUAACUAGUUAUUACCGCUCUUAUUACCGAAAAUCAGUAAUAAGUAAUAAGUAAUUAGAAUACUUCCGAAGUUAGAAGAGAAAUCUCCGCUCCAUUGCUGCUUCUGAAAUUAGAAGAUUAUCUUCUAAUUUCGGAGGCAUUUUUAUUUCAUGCAAUGCAGCAAUUGUAUCGAACGAAACAAUUUUUAAAUAAAAUUAUCUAUUGGAAUCGUUUGACGAAAUUAGGAAAAUGUGAAAUCAUUGCUGAUUUGAAGCAAAUCGGAUGCAGAAUCAGGGUGCUUCCCGAACAAAAUGUUCGAUUUUCGUUCAAAAAUGAACCAAUUUUGUUCAGCGGCUAUGUUUAUUUCGGAUUCAAAUUGCUCCAAAUUUACUUAAAAUUCGUUUCUCUAUGAAAAAUUACAUUCCCAUAGUAUUUAUGAAAUUUCAGCUGGAAAUAAACAUAGCUAAUAAAUCUUUUUUUUUCGUCUGAUAAUUCGUUGAAUUUGAUUGGAAUAUUGUUGAAAUUUUUUUAUUGAGGCAGAGCGUCAAAAAAAUCGAAAUCUUGUUUAAAGUAUGGUUCAAAGUUGUAUUUUUAUGCAGGAGUUUUUAUAUCGUUCCGGAGUUACUGUAGCACCAUUUAGUUGAUUUAGUCGUAAAAUUAUUGCGACAAAUUUUGCCUCCAAAAUUAGAAGAUUUCAGAAAUUAGAAGUACCCGAAGUACAAACACCUUCUAAUUUCCAUUGUAUAACGUAAACUAAAGAACGUAAUGAGGAAUGUAACGAGAAAUUCCGUUCAUUCAUAAUCGUUAGUGAAGCCACGUUGCCAAAACCUGUACGUUCUUGUUUGUUUACUGCGCACUACUUAUAAACCAAUGCAUUUCAACCGGCGCUCCGAGGUUUCUAUACAAAUUUCCCAUGUAGACGAUUCGAAAUAGACAAAAAAUCAAAAAAAAAGUUAAAAAAAACAUUUUUUUCGAUUCUAAUACAGCAUUUUAUGUGCUCCACAACACCAAUGGAUUGUGUUACCGCCAAAUCGAAAUUUGUAUUCUGUGAUAAAUACGUGUGACGUCAGCAAUAGUACGGGUAAAUUAGUUGAAAUGAAACACACACAAAAAUAUUCGAGUAACGAAACAAUGCGAGAGGACUCGUUAAAAACGAAACUGUAGACAAAAAAUCUAUCAGAACGGAACACCGCAAAGCGAAAUACUUAAAAUGGCACAUGCCAUGUUUUAUUCUUACGGAUUUCUUUUCCAUGUUCCACUUUAAUGGAUUGCUUUAUUUUUUUCCGUAUCUAUUUGUCGAGCGAACUAAGUUUCACGUUCAUUUUAACCACAUCAUAUGUAAAGCACAUUCUGUACUUUGUUCAAGCUUUGAAGACGUAUGUUAAAAUAAUAUCGGACCAAACUUCUUAACCUUACAAAUAAUGUGUAAUUUUAUCAAUUUUGAGCAACGCGUCUAUCUAGUCACAGAUAAUGGAAGUGAUAUGUAAGUUAGGGUGUUCAGGUUUGGGGAGUCAAAUAAGAAUAUAUGAUUUCUACGCAGAUUUCGGCCCAAAAAAUCGGAAUCAAACAAUAAAUCGUCCUUCAUUGCUAAUAAAUUUGGAAUUUCACCGAAA